Pipistrellus nathusii (Nathusius's pipistrelle) is the source of this 711-nucleotide messenger RNA. NCBI's taxonomy places the organism in Eukaryota, Metazoa, Chordata, Mammalia, Chiroptera, Vespertilionidae. The record is from the annotation of a GenBank genome assembly.
AUGCUGCCGCCCUCUUCUGAUUCUGCUGCUCUUGUGCCCACCUGCCCUUGCCCCUCCGCUCUCUGCAUCGCCCCCUCCACCUCCCAGGGACCGGGGGACCCACCUAACCAGGACCCUAAGGGCGGGGCUGUUCUCCCCAGCCAACAGCUCAGCCAGAGAGGAGCCGGGCCUCGUGGGUCAGAACAGGGGCCUCCUUUGCAGGUCCCCAGUUGUGAAUCGGGACAGGGGACAGCUCCUGGGAGGUGGGAACUGGGGGCAGCUCCUGAGAGUGCUGGCAUCGUGUCUCUGGGUUGGACAACCCUAGAGUCCAGCCAUGACAGUUGUGGUCUGUGGAGGCAGCCCCCUCCCAGUGAGCGUGGUGCCCAGGGAGGUUCUGCCUCUACUGGCCAUAUUUUUCUACCAGAGUACUUGGGGGUUGCAAAUGUUUUGCGGGCAUUUCCACACGGAGCCAACUCAGACCCUCACUGGAGAAGUCAGGGUAGACAAGCCUUCAGGGCCCCGCUCAAGGCUUCCACUUUCUGGGUGCAGCUGCCGGAGGCCACCCCUCCCGGGGUGCCGGCCUGCCUCCCAGCCGCCAGCAUCCCGGCCUGGGAAAGGGAAGUGGAGUUGUUCAGAGCUCCGGGACUGGAAGCAGGGUCUCCCGGUGCAAUGAGAAGCGUCUCCCUCCACUCUCCUUCACACUCCGAGAUGGGCUCCAAAGCAAACAGCUAG